Molecule: messenger RNA, 2394 nt
Organism: Coprinopsis cinerea okayama7#130
Lineage: Eukaryota; Fungi; Basidiomycota; Agaricomycetes; Agaricales; Psathyrellaceae
Exons: 26
Coding region: 1-2394 (797 amino acids)
Biological process (GO): mismatch repair; reciprocal meiotic recombination
Cellular component (GO): nucleus
Molecular function (GO): ATP binding; ATP-dependent DNA damage sensor activity; mismatched DNA binding
Source: RefSeq, a predicted model, not a curated record
AUGCUCCAGCCAGAGGCAAAUCAUGUCGUCGCGCUCCUUGAAGGGCGCGGUGUAUCGCGAGAGACAGGCAUCGCUGCCCUCAACAAAGACACUGGCCAAGUAACGCUCGUACAGGUUGCCGACUGCCCAACCUACGUAAAGACGUUGCACCAGAUGCAUCUGCACUUUCCUUCCGUUGUCCUUGUCCCUGAUACCUUUCUCUCUGCUUCUGACGCCGCGUUCUCGACUUCCGGGAAACGACCAGGAUCGACUUCGCUUUUGGUCGAAUACGUCCAGGAUGAGUUUCCCAACGCGCAGCUUGAGCCUGUUGGUAGACGAUACUGGAAUGACAACGGCGGCCUUGAAUUCAUCCUCCAACUUUGCGUGGAUGACGACGAACGAGCUGGGACAAUUCUCGCCGUUCAAAAUAAAUACUAUGCUCUUUCAGCUGCAUGCGCGCUGUUCAAGUACUAUGAAGCAAAGAUGAACACCCGCUUUGCAGCAGGAUCUCUUCGGAUCCGUUACGUCCCAGUAGAAGGGACCAUGAUGAUUGACAGGGAUACUGCGCGGAAUCUUGAGUUGAUUGGGAACAUGACGUUUAAGAAGUCUCCGCAUUCGCUAUUUGGGGUCUUGAACCAUACGUAUACCGCAAUGGCUUCCCGCCUUCUGCGAGUCAAUAUCCUCUCGCCCAUCACAGUCCAACCCUCAAUUCAUGCCCGACUAGACUCAGUCGAAGAGCUAAUCAACUCGGAAGAUCGAUUCAACUACGUGCGCGAUGCUCUCAAGGCACUCAACAAAAUGGACCUGGACAAGCUCAUCAUUUCACUCGCAUCGUCCGAGGCGCGAGAAACGUCAAGCGCCAAAAUGGCCUCCCAGCGCGUCUCCCAGAUGCUUAACCUUCGGAACAUUGUGGCCCAGAUCCCGCUCUUGCGGACUGCGCUUCAAGGAUGUCGAUCGCAGCUUCUGCGAAUUAUAUGUGAUAUGAUCGCGGAUGAACGCUUGGAGAUCAUCCAGCAGCUGGUAAAUGCCAAUCUUAAUGAGGAGACAACGCCCGCCAAGGGAGGAAUUGGAGCGGUCAACGCUCGAGUCUACGCCGUAAAAGCAAAUCAAAACCGCCUCCUCGACGUCGCUCGUGAAACUUAUAAAGAAAAUAUUGGCGACAUCUACCAGCUCAAUCGGUCCCUCUCGCAAACCCAUGACCUCCCCCUGACGCUUGUUUACCAAGAUGCGACGGGUUUCGUGUUUUCACUCAAGAAGGAUCAACUUGAGGGCGAGCUUCCGGAGGGGUUUUUAAAUGUGACCAGUAAGAAGGGGAAGUAUAUGUUUUCGUGCAUGGAGUUGAAAAAGAUGAAUGCGAGAUUGAAGGACGCAUUGGAUGAGACACUGUUGCUGAGUGAUAAAAUCAUCCAAGACUUGGCAGCGCAGAUUGUGCACCAUGUUGGUGCACUUUAUAAGGCUUCUGAAGCAAUCGCUCUGGUGGAUAUGCUCUGGUCCUUCGCACAUACCUCAAUCAUCAAAAACUAUAUUCGUCCCGAAUUUACAGGCACGCUGGCAAUUAAAUCUGGCCGGCAUCCCAUCCUCGAAACUGUCCAGGCGGCUGGGACGGUUGUAGCGAACGAUUUCUACUGCGAUGCGUCGUCGUCGUUCCAGAUUAUCCAGGGUCCUAAUAUGUCUGGCAAGAGCACCUACCUUCGCCAGAUCGGUCUCCUCACAGUGAUGGCUAUGUGUGGGUGCUUCGUCCCAGCAGAGUACGCCAGCUUCAAGAUCCACGACGCUCUCCUCACCCGCUUGUCGAACGAUGACGACCCUGAAAAGAGCCUGAGUACUUUUGCGAAUGAAAUGAGUUGCUCUGCGAUGAUUCUUGGCCUGGCUACACCGAAUUCGCUCGUUCUUAUUGACGAGCUAGGUCGAGGCACUUCUCCAAAAGAAGGUGUUGGAAUCUCGCAUGCGAUUGCCGAGGCGCUGAUUGAGGCCAAGCCUUACGUUUUCUUUGCAACCCACUUCCCCGAACUCGCAACGACGCUGUCGCGCCGGCCUUCAGUUGUCAACCUUCACCUUUCGGUUCAGCGUACACGGCAAACAACGUCCAACUUUGGGAUGGCCUUCCGGUACAAGAUCCUCGACGGCGUAUCAGAUCAGAACACGCAUUACGGCCUUGAACUUGCCAGAUUGGCAGACCUCCCACCAGAUGUCUUAACCGAAGCCAAGCGCGUUGCUGAACAGCUGUCCAUCCUCAAAACGAGACAUGAGGAGGAGAGCGAGAGCUCCAAGAUUGCAAUGAGGCGGAAGGUGUUGCUGAAGCUUCGCACCCAACUCAAACAAGCGCAUGAUCAUUCAUCCCUGCCAGAUGAAGACCUGCUAAAUUAUCUUAAACGGUUCCAUACGGAGAUUGCAAAGGCUUUUAUCGACUUGUAA